CAUUUGCCCAAAACAAGAAACUUACAAUACUUCCUCUCCAUAUACCCAAUGGCUGAUCAUCAAAGAAUCCACCCGGUAGACCCCGAGGCCGGGCCUCCCCCGAAACCCACCGCCCCACUCGUCGGGCGAGGCUCGUACCGGUCGGAGCAGGGAGACCCGGAGAGGCCGAUGCACCGGACAAUCCCGUACGCGCCAAUGAAGCCGCCCAAGAGGAGGGGCAGCUGCUUCAAGAAGUGCCUAUGCUGGACACUAGCCCUCAUCAUCAUCCAAAUCAUACUAAUCGGCAUACUAGCUGCCAUAAUAUACUUCGUAUUCGACCCGAAAAUACCAAAAUACUCGGUCGACGCCAUGAGGAUCACCGAGUUGAGCCCCAGCACCGUCGACAACAGCCUGUCCGCGACGUUCAACGUCAACAUCACGGCGAGGAACCCCAACAAGAAGAUAGGAAUAUACUACGAGGGAGGGAGCCAUCUGAGCGUGUGGUACACGGGCACGAAGCUGUGCGAAGGUUCACUGCCCAAGUUCUACCAGGGCCACCGCAACACGACGCAGCUCAGCCUCGUGCUCACUGGCCAGACGCAGGAUGCAUCCGGCCUGCUGGCCUCGCUGGAUGCGCAGCGCCAGACCGGGAACGUCCCGUUGAACCUCAGGGCCACGGUGCCGGUGAGGAUCAAGCUGGGGAGCUUGAAGCUGAUGAAGUGGAAGUUCUUGGUGAGGUGCAGGGUUAAUGUUGACAGUUUGGCUCAGAAUGAUGCAAUCAGGAUCAGAGACAGCAGCUGUAAAUUUAGGUUCAGGCUUUGAACUUUUUUAUAUAUAUACAUACUUAUUUAGGCACACAAUCAUCAGUUAGAUUCAUUUUUACAAUAACUUUUGCUGAUGAUUUUGUUGUGUUCAAUGGAGGACUAUAUAGGUAUUACGGUUUUGCUCUCCAUAUGUUGUUGUAGGCCAUGAGCCAUCGAUUAUUUACAUAUAUUCUUUGAUUAUAUGAAUAUUAUUGAUUACUUUAUUUAA
This is a messenger RNA of Salvia hispanica, 1011 nucleotides long. RefSeq names its product NDR1/HIN1-like 25 (gene NHL25). Gene Ontology annotation, biological process: defense response to other organism. The record is from RefSeq and is a predicted model, not a curated record. NCBI's taxonomy places the organism in Eukaryota, Viridiplantae, Streptophyta, Magnoliopsida, Lamiales, Lamiaceae. Gene Ontology annotation, cellular component: plasma membrane.